Messenger RNA from Thalassophryne amazonica, 1710 nucleotides. Its product is annotated as death-associated protein kinase 2. Gene Ontology annotation, cellular component: nucleus; cytoplasm. Bases 258 to 1343 code for a protein of 361 amino acids. Gene Ontology annotation, biological process: positive regulation of apoptotic process; protein phosphorylation; intracellular signal transduction. Gene Ontology annotation, molecular function: ATP binding; protein serine/threonine kinase activity. NCBI's taxonomy places the organism in Eukaryota, Metazoa, Chordata, Actinopteri, Batrachoidiformes, Batrachoididae. The transcript is spliced from 12 exons. The record is from RefSeq and is a predicted model, not a curated record.
GGCAACAUGGCGGCCUGCGGCUCGGCGCUCCUCGGGCUUCGUCCGCGCUUUUGAAACCAGAUCAUGUGGCGUAAACGGUGUUUCUGGGUUUUCCUCUUCCUGGACCCGAAACCUUCCUGACGCUGUUUGCCGCCUCCGGAACCGACCAGCAGCUUACACUGGAUCUUCAGGGAGAGGUUGGACACAGCUGAUCAAACCAGGUCGAUUGCUUAGGAACCAAUAGUGGGACAAUAGCAGAAGCUUCUGACAUCACAGCCAUGGCAGCCUUUAAACUGGAGAACGUGGAAGACUUGUAUGAGAUUGGAAAAGUUGUGGGAAGUGGGCAUUUUGGGCAGGUUCAUGAGGUUUGUGAGCGAGCUACUGGGACUUACUGGGCUGGGAAGUUCCUGAUGAUUCGGAAGACUUCAUACACCCGUGUGGGCCUCGAGAGGAGCAGCGUGGAGCGUGAAGUGGAGAUCCUCCAGGCUCUACAACACCCAAACAUUGUGGCACUCAAAGAUGUUUUUGAGAGGCGAGCUGAAGUGGUGCUCAUUCUGGAGCUAGUACAUGGUGGAGAGUUAUUUGACUUCAUUGCUGAGAAGGACUACCUGUCAGAGACUGAGGCCAUUCAGUUCAUGAAGCAGAUCCUGGAGGGAAUGCGCUUCAUGCACAGCAAGAAUAUUGCCCAUUUUGAUCUCAAGCCAGAAAACAUCAUGUUGUCAGAAAAAGUAUCUCCACAUCCCACCAUCAAACUCAUCGACUUUGGCCUGGCUCAUCGCUUUGAUCAUGGGGAGGAGUACAGGAGUACGAGUGGCUCCCCAACGUAUAUUGCUCCUGAGGUGAUCAACUAUGAACCUCUCAGCACAGCAGCUGACAUGUGGAGCACCGGAGUUAUUGCCUACAUACUCUUGAGUGGUCUCUCACCAUUCCAAGGUGACACUAACGAAGAGACGCUGAUGAACAUUGUUGCUGUGAAGUACAAGUUCUUCCCACAGCAUUUCAGCAUGACCAGUGACAUGGCCAAAGAUUUCAUCCAGAAACUCCUUGUGAAAAAUCCUCUGGACAGACUCACAGCUGAGGAGUGUCUGCAUCAUCCAUGGAUUAAGCCCAUCACACGCAAGCAGAUGGCCAAAAGGAAUCGUUCUUCAAUCAAUAUAAAGAACUUUAAGAAGUUCAAUGCCAGACGGAAGUGGAAGAUGUCCUUUAACAUGGUACGGAUGUGCAACCGGCUGAUCCAUUUGAAGGUGUCACAAAAAACCCAUCCUGAUCCUGAUCAACUACUGAGACGGUGUGAAAGUGAUGUGGAGGACACAGAGAGCAAGCCUGCCUCCCUCCUUCGCCGAAGGCUCAGCAGCAGUUCAUAGAGCAGGCCAGCAGGAGGUAGCAGAGAGCCACAUACCCAGGCCUUUGUGGGAGGAGCCUACAGGAGGCGCUGUCAGAAAGUAUCUUGAGGUCGAGCAGCGGAACCUCACCGUGGACUCAAACUGUCAGUGUGCCGGCUUUUAUAAGAAGGGGUUUGGGUGGUUACAUCAGCUGAUGUGCCGACAAAAUAUUAUUUUCCUCGAAGUGUUUAGAUCCAGUCGUUUGUUUAUGUAUAAUUACAUAUGUAUAACAACAGUGCAGUUUUAACCUGAUCCAUUUAUAUGGUUUUUAAAGACAAGCUGUGACCUCUGCUACUGUGGCUUUCAGGUUACAGUGUACCCCCCCCCCCCAAAAAAACCCCCAAAACAC